GUUGUCAGUAUGGCGACUAGAGGCCGGGAAGGUUUUAGCGAUGGUGUGAAUGAUAAACCCUGCCGUGCUUGCACUGAUUUUAAGACAUGGGCUAAAAUGCAGAAAAAGACACUGAACUCUGAGAACGUGCGCGACAAAAACCCAUCACCGCCUCAGCAGCAAAGGACAGACUGUCCCCUGGACAGAGAUGAGUUAGGACGACAGACAUGGGGCUUCUUACACACCAUGGCUGCUUACUAUCCGGAUACACCAUCACAGAAGGAGAGGACUGAUAUGGCACAGUUCUUCACAUUAUUCUCCAAAUUUUAUCCUUGUGAUCAUUGUGCAGAAGAUUUGCGCCAACAACUUACUGUCAGCCCUCCUGAAACCAAGUCAAGAAAAGACCUUUCUCAGUGGUUGUGCAGAAUUCAUAAUAAUAUAAAUGUCAAACUAGGUAAGGAAAAGUUUGACUGUUCAUUAGUUGAUGAGCGUUGGAAGGAUGGUUGGAAAGAUGGAUCUUGUGAUUAGUCCCAUUUUGUUCUCUGCAGAGAAAUCAUUUCUGUGAUACUUCAUUCCUGGAGGAAAAAGUGAUUUUCUGUUAUUUUAGGAGAGCUAUGUGAAAUGAAAUUUAAAUAGUGCUACUGUAGUAUUAUGUAUGUCUGUAUGUAUUAUUUAUAAUUGUGUAUUCACAUAAAAUGUAGAAACUCAGGACCAAUAAUUCAAGAUAUUGAAAAGAUUUUGAAGCUUAACUGAGACUGUGUGCUUGAGUUGAAAUAAAUUUAUUUACUUUUGUGA
Schistocerca americana (American grasshopper) is the source of this 774-nucleotide messenger RNA. It is a transcript of the gene Alr, whose product is annotated as FAD-linked sulfhydryl oxidase ALR. Gene Ontology annotation, molecular function: flavin adenine dinucleotide binding; flavin-dependent sulfhydryl oxidase activity. The transcript is spliced from 4 exons. Lineage: Eukaryota; Metazoa; Arthropoda; Insecta; Orthoptera; Acrididae. The record is from RefSeq and is a predicted model, not a curated record. The coding region runs from base 10 to 507 and encodes 165 amino acids. Gene Ontology annotation, cellular component: mitochondrion.